Antechinus flavipes (yellow-footed antechinus) is the source of this 1473-nucleotide messenger RNA. RefSeq names its product protein tyrosine phosphatase non-receptor type 1 (gene PTPN1). The transcript has 10 exons. Bases 95 to 1387 code for a protein of 430 amino acids. Gene Ontology annotation, biological process: protein dephosphorylation. The record is from RefSeq and is a predicted model, not a curated record. Lineage: Eukaryota; Metazoa; Chordata; Mammalia; Dasyuromorphia; Dasyuridae. Gene Ontology annotation, molecular function: protein tyrosine phosphatase activity.
GGUGGUGGAGGGCGGCGGCGGCGCUGGCUGCGGAGGAGACGGACCAGCGGGAAAGAAGGGAGAAGCCACACCCGCUGGCUUGGACGUCUUAGAGAUGGAGAAGGAAUUCAACCAGAUCGACCAGGCCGGCAGCUGGGCGGCCAUUUACCAGGAUAUUAGACAUGAAGCCAGUGACUUUCCCUGUAAAGUGGCCAAACUUCCAAAAAACAAAAAUCGAAAUAGGUACAGAGAUGUCAGUCCCUUUGACCACAGUCGAAUUAAGCUACAUCAUGAAGAUAAUGAUUAUAUAAAUGCUAGUUUGAUAAAAAUGGAAGAGGCCCAAAGAAGCUAUAUUCUCACUCAGGGUCCUCUCCCUAACACAUGUGGUCACUUUUGGGAGAUGGUUUGGGAACAGAAAAGCCGGGGAGUCGUCAUGCUUAACAGAGUGAUGGAAAAAGGAUCAUUAAAAUGUGCACAAUAUUGGCCCCAAAAAGAAGAAAAGGAAAUGAUCUUUGAAGAUACAAAUUUGAAAUUAACUUUGAUUUCUGAAGAUAUAAAAUCAUAUUAUACAGUCCGCCAGUUAGAAUUGGAAAAUCUUACAACACAAGAAACUAGAGAAAUCCUACACUUUCACUAUACCACAUGGCCUGAUUUUGGAGUCCCAGAAUCUCCUGCCUCCUUCCUGAACUUUCUUUUUAAAGUCCGAGAGUCAGGAUCCUUAAACCCUGAGUAUGGACCUAUUGUUGUACACUGCAGUGCUGGGAUUGGGAGAUCAGGAACGUUUUGUCUGGCUGAUACGUGUCUCUUGCUGAUGGACAAGAGAAAAGAUCCUUCUUCUGUAGACAUUAAGCAGGUCCUUCUAGAAAUGCGAAAAUACAGAAUGGGGCUCAUCCAGACAGCAGACCAAUUGCGUUUCUCCUAUUUGGCUGUUAUUGAAGGAGCUAAAUAUAUUAUGGGGGACUCUUCUGUUCAGGAGCAAUGGAAAGAACUCUCCAAUGAGGAUUUGGAGCCACCUCCAGAGCAUACUCCGCCACCACCCAGGCCACCAAAACGGAUAUUAGAACCACACAAUGGAAAAUACAAAGAAUUCUUCCCAAACCACCAGUGGAAAAUGAAUGAAAUGGAAGCUAAAGAACAAGAUGGUCCUGUUGUAGAAGAAAGCAUAACUUCCUUAACUGUACCACUGACCACAGAAAGUCAAGGCACUGGAGUUAGAAGGAGAACUGUUAGUGAACAUCAGAAUGCCGUGUCCACCAAAGAAGAGCCAUCCCCAGAAGACGAUGAAGACAAUAUGGCGACCACCUGGAAGCCCUUUCUAGUCAAUAUCUGUAUGUUCACUGUCCUCACAGCUGGAGCUUACCUCUGUUACAGGAAUAUGCAUUUGGGCUGCUUCCCAUUUCUUUGCUGAAGAGACCAUACCUCUUUUCUGUUGAAGUGAAGCACAUUCUUGUAAACCCAGGUAUGGAAGCCUAAAGUCUCAUCUCUUUACAGGCU